CUGCAGAAUAUGAGCUGCUGUCCACAGCUCUCUGGGUGUAAAUUGAUGAGGUCAUAGUGUUUUCCAGUUACACAAAAAAAAGUUUGUUGGUUUUUUUGCAAAAAAAAAAAGUCUUCAACUUGUUUUUCAAGAGAGACGAAAACACGGAGAAGCUGAGGAAAUGGAGCAACUAGCAAAACUCCUCCUGUGGCAGAUUUUGCUUCAGCAAAGUUCUGUUUAUUUAUAUUCAGUCCCAGCUGAUGCCUCCAAUCCAGACAGUGUGGUCGUGUCAGUGUCAAAUAUCAGUGCCACCCUGGGGUCCCAGGCUGUCCUGCCCUGCAAGAGCCACCGCAUGGUGUGGACCCAGGACCGCCUGAACGACCGCCAGCGGGUGGUCCACUGGGAUGUCCACAGCACCUACUAUGGAGACAACAAGAUGGAGAGGCUGUGUGACAUGUACUCAGCUGGGGACCAGCGUGUGUACAGCUCCUACAACCGAGGGAGGAUACUCAUGCCCCAGAAUGCGUUCACAGAUGGCAACUUCUCCUUGGUGAUCAAAGAUGUUGCAGAGAGUGAUGAGGGCACAUAUUCCUGUAAUCUUCACCACCACUACUGCCACUUGUAUGAAAGUGUGAAAGUCCAGCUAAUUAUCACCAAGCAAGCCGAGGACGCGAAGGAGUACUGGGACGGGGAGAAGCCGGUGCUGGUUGCCCUGGAGGGCAGCACGGUGCUGCUCCCCUGCAUCAACCGCCAGCACAUCUGGACGGAGCGGCACAGCGAGGAGGAGCAGCAGGUGGUGCACUGGGACCGGCAGCCCCCGGGGGUCCCUCACGACCGCGCCGACCGCCUGAUCGACCUGUACGCCUCGGGCGAGCGCCGCUCCUACGGGCCGCUCUUCGUCCGCCAGAAGAUGAACGUCACCGACACGGCCUUCGCCACCGGGGACUUUUCCCUGCGGAUUUCGGAGCUGGAAAGUGCGGAUGAAGGCACCUACUCCUGCCACCUGCACCACCACUACUGUGGCCUGCACGAGCGCAGGAUCUACCGAGUCUUCGUGACGGAGCCGGUGAGAGAGAAGAAGGUGGUGAACCUGACAGCUCACAACGUUGCCCCAGCCGCAGAUCCAAACGUCGUCAGGGGCCACAAUGUGAUCAAUGUCAUCAUCCCUGAGAGCCGGGUGCACUUCUUCCAGCAGCUGGGCUACAUCCUGGCAACUUUGCUGCUCUUCAUUGUCCUCCUGGUCAUUGUUGUCCUGGUCACCCGCAAGCACCGGCAAAGAGGUUAUGAGUACAAUGUGAAGAAAUAUGGAGAGAAGGAUGUAAAUCUGAAAGAAUUCACGGUCGACACAACAGAUCUGACUCCACACAGAAGUGAAGACAUCAGGCUGGAUUACAAAAACAACAUCCUGAAGGAGAAGGCUGAGCAAGCCAGAAGCUUCCCAGCAAAGAACAUUGAUUUAGACAAAGAUUUCAGGAAGGAAUAUUGUAAAUGAAGACAUUUCCAAGCUGCUGGCUGGACCAGAAGCUUCAAUCAAAGAUAGAUGAAUGGAAGAGAGAUGCCUUUUCUUAAUAUCAUGUCCCUCCAGUUACCAUAGGUUUUUUUUUUUUCCACAUAGACUUUGUCCCCACUAAGCACAAGGGCACUUGCAAAUGCUUCUUGAAAGAGUUAGACCAUCUGUCUUGUGUGCACUUCUGAUGGGUUUGGAUUUUGCCUUUUCUUCUGUUCUCCCAGUCCUCCAUUCCCCUUUUCUUUCUUGACAUUAUUGUUGGUUUUAUGCAUCAAUGAUUUUUAUGAGCUGAAUCAGCAGACCCUUUGCUUUGAUGUUACUGCUUUAAAUAAACCAACCUGCAUCACUGA
This is a messenger RNA of Apus apus (common swift), 1836 nucleotides long. It is a transcript of the gene MXRA8, whose product is annotated as matrix remodeling associated 8. Lineage: Eukaryota; Metazoa; Chordata; Aves; Apodiformes; Apodidae. Gene Ontology annotation, biological process: establishment of glial blood-brain barrier; cell adhesion. The record is from RefSeq and is a predicted model, not a curated record. The transcript has 10 exons. The coding region runs from base 161 to 1471 and encodes 436 amino acids. Gene Ontology annotation, cellular component: cell surface; membrane.